Messenger RNA from Diuraphis noxia (Russian wheat aphid), 1615 nucleotides. RefSeq names its product general transcription factor II-I repeat domain-containing protein 2-like. NCBI's taxonomy places the organism in Eukaryota, Metazoa, Arthropoda, Insecta, Hemiptera, Aphididae. The record is from RefSeq and is a predicted model, not a curated record.
AAAAAUUAGUGAAUUAAAUGUUAGUAGUUGUAGUAGCAGAGAAUUUCAAAAUUCAUGGACUGAAGAUUAUGGUAUGGUUAAAAAAGGCGAUAAAGCAGUAUGUAUUUUAUGUUCAACCACAAUAGUAUGUAGAACAUCAUCUGUUAAACGACAUUAUGAAACUAAUCAUAAUUUUCUUUUGAAAAAAAUAAAAGAAGAACAAAAAGAGUAUAUUCUACAAGCAAUUAAGAACAACAAUUUGCAGACAAAUACCUUAAUGAAGUUUGUGGGUAGCAAUUCAAAUAUUGUUGCCGCAAGUUUUGUUGUAUCAAAUGUUAUUGCAAAACGCAGAAAGCCCUUUUGCGAUGGAGAAUAUAUUAAAGAUUUGAUGCUGGAAACUACACCAUUUCUAUUUGAAGAUUUUUCUAAUAAAGAUAAAAUUAUGCAASGCAUAAAGGAUUUACCAAUAACCAGAAAUACUGUAAAAGAUCGGAUUUUAAAAAUUGCAGAAAAUAUCACAAAUCAACWAAUUGCAGAUUUUAAGUUGUGCAAUGUAUUUUCAAUUUGUCUUGACGAGAGCACUGAUAUUACUGGUUCAGCUCGAUUGUCUAUAUUUAUUAGAUAUUUUGUUGGUAGUGAAAUUAAAGAAGAGAUGGUUAAAUUAGUCUCAUUGCAAGAAACAACAAAAGGAACUGAUAUUUGCAAAGCAGUUGUAAAUACUCUUUCUGAGGCAAAUGUGGAUUUUUCAAGAAUUGUUUCUGUUACCACUGAUGGCGCACCUAGCAUGACUGGUAGAGAAUUAGGGUUUAUUAAUUUAUUUACUAAACAUGUGGGACAUCCCCUGCUAAGUUUUCACUGUAUUAUACACCAAGAGGCAUUGUGUGCAAAAAAUACUUUUAAAUCAUUUGAUGCUAUAAUAAAACUAGUAACUAAAAUAGUGAAUUUCAUUACUGCGCGAGGCUUGAAUAAAAGAAAAUUUGAAAAUCUAUUAAAAGAAGUAAACUCGGUAUACAGAGGUUUAGUUAUGUUUAAUAAUGUUCGCUGGCUUAGUCGUGGCAAUGUUCUCCAAAGGUUUAUUGAAUGCUUUGACGAAAUUAAGAUGUUUUUGGAUGAGCAAAAUCAAAUACAUGAAGAAUUAUCUGACUUGGAGUGGAUAGCCAGAUUGAUGUUCUUUGCAGAUUUCACCCAGCAUUUAAAUGAAUUGAAUAUUAAACUACAAGGUAAUAAUAAAAUAAUCACUUGUAUGUUUGAUAUGAUACAAGCAUUUCAGUAUAUUUCGGAAUUGGAAAUUUUCAAUAAACCUGAUAUUACUCAUCUUAUCCAAGAAUUUUUAAAUAUUAUUGGGACAGCUAUGAACGAGUUCUCUGCACGCUUUACUCAGUUUAAAGAAUUUGAAGAAACCAUGAAAAUUAUUGUUUAUCCAGACACAUUGCCAUUAGAAAAACUCAACUUAAAAGUGUUAGAAUGGUUGAAUUUAGAUGAUUUUGAAAUGCAGCUUGUAGAUUUUCAGUCAAGUACCAUAUGGAAAGAAAAAUUCGUUAUACUGAGAAAUGAGUUAGAAGAAAUUCAGCGUGAUAGGGCGAUAGGCAAAUCGGUCGUAAACAUAGGGGACAAGAUUUUGAAAGUGUGGAAUUGA